Molecule: messenger RNA, 2820 nt
Organism: Chlamydomonas reinhardtii
Lineage: Eukaryota; Viridiplantae; Chlorophyta; Chlorophyceae; Chlamydomonadales; Chlamydomonadaceae
Exons: 7
Coding region: 416-1765 (449 amino acids)
Source: RefSeq, a predicted model, not a curated record
GUCAGGAGGAAGCCCCGCAUAGUGAAUAGUCUGUCUGGGCUCUGACUCCUGCGCCGUAAAGUUGGUAACGAAGGAACCAACUUGGCUGCGGCCACCCGAUUCCGCGCAUAAUUAACAUCAUCAUAAGUUAACUGUACCCUAGCAAGCUGAUAACGUUGAAGACGCCCUGUGCGUUGCGAAGCUUUGGCAUUCCAUCGCUCGCGACCGAGGUUCAGAGCUGAAGCGCUUUCAGAGAGUUCACGGCACAAUACCAAAAGUGCUGUCUACCCUGAGGACCGGCGUGCUGGGCGACGGCGGCAGGGGCACAGCCCCCGCGCUGCCGUCGCCCCUGACAGGCGCGCUGGCGCUGACGCCGUGCCGCUCGCGCAACGGAGCAUGGGCGCCGUCAGCUCCGGUUGCAUCGCAGCGCAGCUUGAUGUGUGUUGCGGCGAGGCAUGAGCAUCACGGCUAUCGUGCAGCGCCAGCGGCCUCUGGCGCGUUGUCGGCGUUCCUAGCCGCAUCGGGGCCUCAGGGGCCGCGCCGCUGUGUGCGUGCGGCGGCCGCAUCCUCGAAGACCGCCGCGGCGCGUGACCUCUGGAGCUACGACAGCUCGGCUGUGGCAACUAUCCAGCUGGAGUCGUUCAAGGUGUUUCACCGCCUCAGCUUUGGGCACCGCAACCCGCGCACCUACGUGAUCGUGGUGUACGACCCGGCCAGUAGGGCGUGUCGGGCCAUGGAGACUGAGGUGGAGCGGCUGGCCACGGGCCUGCGGCAUUGCCCCACCGUGCGUGUGGCCAAGCUGGACGCCUCUUCGCCCGAAGCGGCCGCCUUCCUCAACGCCGCGUUCGGGGGUCGCCUGGCGGAGCGCCGCCUGCCCGCUGUGCUGCUGUACCCGGAGGCUGCCACCGGCUAUGUGCGGCUAAAGGGCCGCUAUGCCACCGCUGAGGACAUGCUGCGCGGCAUCAACAAGAUGUACGGCGUGUCACUGCCGCAUCGAGCGCCCCUGGCUCUGCAGGGCCUGCCGGAGAUAGCGCUGUCGGGUGAGGCGGUGGCGGCGGGAAAAGAGGCGGCGCAGGAUCCAGAUCUAAUGCAAGUCGCAUUGGAUCGGAAGAAGCGACGCGACCAGUUCCGGCAGUUGCUAGAAGACGUGGCGGACGCACGUGACGCGGCGGCGGCCAAGGCAGCGGCAGUGGACGGCCCGGCGGCGGGCGUGGUGGCAGCCGCGGCGGCUGGGGAGCAGCGGGCGGCAUCUAUGUCGGUUGCGCCGGCGGCAGCGGGCUCUGGGUAUUGGAACCGGGACAAGGCCAUGCUCUGGGGUGCGCUAGCGGCCAUCAGCGUGUUCACAUUCGCCUGGGACGCCGGCCUGUCCUCGGUGUGGGACCGCUGGCAGCUGGAGCGCCGCCAGCGCAAGCGUGCACGUGGCGUGCAGUACGACAAGGACCAGGACAUGGAAGACCUGGGCACCAUGCUGUACGACGGUCUGGCGGAAGACCGCAUGCUCGUACCACGUGGCGGCGGCAGCGGCAGCAGUAGUAGCAGCAGCAGCAUCAGCAGUACCGGCGGCAGCGGGAGCUGGAUCGGUAGCGGGACGGGUGGUGCUGAAGCGGCGGGGCAAGGAGGGGAGGGGCAGGGGCCAGCGGGACCGUCGGGGCGAGGUGAUGCUGGCACGGCGGCAGGCGGCGGAGCGGGCCUGACUGCGGCGACUGGGGCGGCGUUGCAGGAGGAUGCGGGUGGGCAGGGGGGUAGCAAUGGCGCACCGUCACCAGGCCGUGGACCGCGCGCAUGAGGUGUGUGACACGUCCAGACUUCAUGCGCACGCCUUACACACUUGCACUCCACGGCGCUGUGAGUCACAAGUCAGGUGCAGGACUACCCAAGGGACUACCGCAGAACCGCGCACGCGUUACGUAUGACAGAAAUGACAGCUUGCCGGCCUUCUUUGCGCUAGCCCGUCGGUUGCAGCGUUACAUGGUUUGUGGCAAUGCUGCCCUUCACGUUGAGGGUUGAAUGCAUGUGCGGAGCGGAAGGGCCGGGCAAGGCCACGUCGAGGAGGGGAGCCGCCCAGGGCCAGGGUACGGCACCGACAUGCUAGCGAGGCCGGCUGAUGUUUGGUUAUGGGCAGGCAGGGCGUACGGUAGGCAGCGGCACGUGUGUUCCUGCUGCAGCCUUCUGUUGGUGGGGUUAUCGAAGAUGCUUUCAGGAAACGAAUGCGCAUGGAAGGAACAGACCGUGAAGGCGUGACAGUGAGCGCUUGCCACACCGCUGGUGCUGGUACCACGUACGUCCUGCAUUCCCACAGGCUGUAGGGUCGUGAGUGCGGACGGUCGCAAAUGCUGCGGCUAGGCAUGCACAGAUUGCAUUGGUUACAAGAGGGACCUGCUGACGCAGUUCACGAGCCAGUGACGUGAUGCACAGUUGCACACGCCUUUCCCCAGCCUUCCUUGCCCAAAUGAACACGACGCAAGGGCGUCGGCGACAAGGAACCUGAUGGUUUCCGCUCGAGCGCAGCGAGUUGUCGGAAACCAAGGUUUCCUGCGCUCGGAGUGUGCACAGUUGUGGGCCCCGAAGGGGCGUGGCGUGUGUGUGUUUGUUGUUUGGGGCCCAUGCGCGGCAUGGGCGGUGGGCCCGGUUAAGUAGCAGAGCGCUGUGUCGCGCUCGCUACUUUGCGAGUUUCGUUCUGUCAGUACUGACGCCGUCGUCCCUGGCUACGCUCUAUCUUUGCGUGGCUACACGGCGGUUCGGGCUCGCCCUCCCAACCCCGCACGAAGACCGCAGUUCUCUGCUUGCAGGUACCCUCUCCGGCGGCGGAGCCGCCCUCACAAAUUGUAACACGACGCAAUG